AAAUUGUUUAUCUCAUUGUUCUAUUAUUUAUUCUUGUUUUUCUUUUGUCUUUGCCAAACACCAAUUUACCAAGACAAAUUCCUCGUACAGUACUUGGCAAUAAACGUGAUUCUGAUUUUGAUUCUAAAAAAGUAACUCUUUGUUAUUGUCUUGUAUUAUCGACAAACUAUUUUCCUGUUUGACAUUGUAAAGCUGCUUUGACACAAUCGCAAUAAUGGAUUAUACAGAUAAAGGUGACUUGACUUGACUUCCCACAAUCCACUGACGAUUUGAAAAAGACAGCAGGAAUAAGCAAGUUUGAAUGAGAGAUGCAGUUUACAUCUUUCUUAAUUCAGCUUUAACAUUUAUUUCAUGCAUCUUGCAGAUGCUAUCUUGGUUUCGUUAGUAAUUUUCUGCACAUCAUUGGACAACAUGUAUUUAAAUACAUUUGAUUUCCUCUGACCUAAUUUACAUUUAUACAGUAUGUAAAUUUCUAUGCACUCUUGUGAUUUUAGGCUCAACGUGUGAACGGGACUUUUAUUGUGGUCUGGCGUUAUGACGUCAUAAGACGGCGCCGCGCUCCUGCAUCUUUUGUGAUUCGGCUGAAGAAAGGUUUGUAUCUUAAGCAUUUAAAUCGAUCCAAACAGUUUAGUCAGUGUUAUAGAUAAAUGUAUUUAUAUUACAAGCGAUAUAAAUGAAUGGAUAAUUAUUGAAUGUAACACUGUAAUGCUUCAUCUAACAUCAAUUAAAAAAAAAUUGUGAAUUUAAAGCGCAUUUAAACACGAGUAACAGCAAAAAUGUGCUUUUCAUUUCGCGAAUCAGUUUUAUUAUAAAUUCGAACACAGGCCAGUAGUGAUGGAGAAACGGAGCUUUUCAAAACUCCGAGUCAAUUGAAUCAAUUGCCUCACAAAAUAAUUCACUUGCGAAGCGCUCGAAUCACUGCACGCGGACGACACCUGCUGGUCAAAAUCGUGUGAAUACAAUGAAUCACAAACUUGUAAUGACAAACAAACGGUUUGUAAGUGUAAACUAUUAAAUGUAAUCUACAAAUCAUUAAAUACAAAAUAUAAAUCAUAAAUUCUCAAGUGUCUGUAUAAUUUGUGUUCCUUUUGAAUUUGUAAUAGUUUUUGAGUCUAAUCAAUUUAGGACCACUGAUUUUUACUCUGCCUGACAUCCUUUUUUUCUUCUGUUAUUUAUUCUCAUCUUAAACAUGACAGUGUCCAAACACAGAAAAACAAACAGAUGGCGUUUAUUAAAGAGGAGAGUGAAGACAUGAACACUGAAGAAGCAUUCAGAGUCAAACAUGAAGAUACUGAAGAACAAACAGAUCUGAUGGCACUGAAAGAGGAGAGUCUAGGAGAAGAACUGAAUGAAAUGGAAGAGAAAAAUCAGUAUGAGAAACGUCAGGAUUUCAAGAGAAGAGAAAAAUCCUUAAAGACUGAAAAGACUUCCUCACAAAAAAGAGGUCAGAAGACUGACUCUAACAGUUAUUUCACCUGCUGUCAGUGUGGUAAGCAUUUCACUUAUAAGCAAAACCUUGAAGUCCACAUGAGAGUACACACUGGAGAGAAGCCUUUCAGCUGCCAACAGUGUGGAAAAACAUUCAAUCAAAAACAAAACCUUAAAGCCCACAUGAGAGUUCACACUGGAGAGAAGCCUUAUAUCUGCAAACUGUGUGGACAAAGUUUUACACUUAAAGGAAACCUUAAUGCACACAUGAGAAUUCACACUGGAGAGACCCCUCACACCUGUAGACUGUGUGGGAAGAGCUUCUCAAGAAAGGAAAGUCUUAUGACUCACAUGAACAUUCACACAGGAGAGAAGUCUUGUAUAUGUGGUCAGUGUGGAAAGAGAUUCAAAUGUAAAGAAACACUUAAUCAACACAUGAGUAUUCACUCAAAAACGGACUGUUUUAUAUGUCAUCAGUGUGGAAAGAGUUUCAUGCAUAAAAGAAGCCUCAACACCCACAAUAGACUUCAUACUGGAGAGAAGCCUUUCAUCUGCCCUCAGUGUGGAAAAAGUUUCUCACAAAAAGGAAACCUUCAAACUCACAUAAGUAUUCAUACUGGAGAGAAGCCUUUCAAGUGUCUUCAGUGUGAUAAUAGAUUCACAUAUCAAAGAGACCUGAAACGUCAUUUACAAAAUCAUUUGGUAAAGAAAUUGUGAGCAGUUUAACUCUGGAGAAAGCCAAUUUGAGGUUACUUAAAAUUGGAACCAGAAAAUAUGUAUCUCUGGGAAAUAAAGGCUAUGUUCACUUUGCAGAUGAAUGUGAGCCAUAUGUGAUAGUCCACCUUUAUCAUUACUUUUAUUUGCAAUAUUCACCUCUUUACACUUUGCCGUGAGGCUUUUUAUUUCCCUUUUUCAUGUUCAUAUGAACUCUUGUUUCCACACUUGUCAAUCUCCUUUGCUAUAAUUUCAAAUAUACAUUUACAUUUAUUCAUUUAGCAGCCAUUUUUAUCCAAAGCGACUUACAAAUGAGGAGAACAAUAGGAGCCAUCAGAAGAAACAAGAGAGCAACAAUAUGCAAGUGCUGUGACAAGUCUCAGUUAGUCUAGCACAGUACACAUAGAUAGUGUUUUUUUAAUAGAAUGGAAUAGAAUAGGUAAGUGCUAGUAUUAGUUCAUCAGGUG
Messenger RNA from Cyprinus carpio (common carp), 2609 nucleotides. RefSeq lists its product as uncharacterized. The record is from RefSeq and is a predicted model, not a curated record. Lineage: Eukaryota; Metazoa; Chordata; Actinopteri; Cypriniformes; Cyprinidae. Gene Ontology annotation, molecular function: RNA polymerase II cis-regulatory region sequence-specific DNA binding; DNA-binding transcription activator activity, RNA polymerase II-specific. Gene Ontology annotation, biological process: regulation of transcription by RNA polymerase II. Gene Ontology annotation, cellular component: nucleus.